AAAAACAUAGAUUUUUAGGAUUAAAAAGUUCCAACGCGGCGGCGGAGCCAUGGUUCUCAAGACUGAGCUUUGCCGAUUCAGUGGUCAGAAGAUUUACCCAGGCAGGGGGAUCAGAUUCAUCAGAGCUGACUCUCAGGUGUUUUUGUUGGUUAACUCGAAAUGUAAGCAUUACUUUCACAAUAAGUUGAAACCGUCGAAGCUUGCAUGGACCGCCAUGUACCGUAAACAACACAAAAAGGAUGCUGCACAAGAGGCUGUGAAAAGGAGGAGACGUGCAACCAAGAAGCCGUACUCUAGGUCUAUCGUUGGCGCUACUUUGGAGGUUAUUCAGAAGAAGCGUGCAGAGAAGCCUGAAGUUCGUGAUGCAGCCAGAGAAGCUGCCCUACGUGACAUUAAGGAGAGAAUCAAGAAGACCAAGGACGAGAAGAUGGCAAAGAAGGCCGAGUUUGCUUCCAAACAACAAAAAAUUAAGGGCAAUAUCCCCAAGGCUGCCGCUCCCAAGGCUGCAAAGUUGGGUGGUGGUGGUGGUGGCAAACGUUGAAUUGUGUUGUAGACUUAAACCAAGAACAGGAGCAGACAUGACAUUCAUGUUACUUUUUGAAUCAAAGCUAUAUUUCUGGACCAGUUUGACAUCUAGUUGAGUUGGCAUUGAACAGUUUCGGCUUUGUG
Messenger RNA from Brassica oleracea var. oleracea, 669 nucleotides. RefSeq names its product 60S ribosomal protein L24-1-like. The record is from RefSeq and is a predicted model, not a curated record. Gene Ontology annotation, biological process: cytoplasmic translation. Gene Ontology annotation, cellular component: cytosolic large ribosomal subunit. Bases 50 to 541 code for a protein of 163 amino acids. Gene Ontology annotation, molecular function: mRNA binding; structural constituent of ribosome. Lineage: Eukaryota; Viridiplantae; Streptophyta; Magnoliopsida; Brassicales; Brassicaceae. The transcript is spliced from 5 exons.